AUGUGCGCCUGCACCAAGAGACAAAAAAAGGUGUCCCCUAGGCAACCAUCUAAUCCUGAUAAAGAGAAAGAAAUGAAUCCAUCUGAACUUGAUAGAGAGAAAGAAAGGCAACCAUCUAAACCUGAUAAAGAGAAAGAAAUGAAUCCACCUAAACCUGAUAAAGAGAAAGAAAUGAAUCCACAUAAACCUGAUAAAGAAAAAGAAAGGAAUCCACCUAAACCUGACAAAGAGAAAGAAAGGAAUACACCUGAACCUGAUAAAGAGAAAGAAAACAUUUACCUGUUGGCUCUGACCUCCCAGACUGUAGGGGGCACUAUUGAGACGCUAUGUGUAACGGUCUACCCCUUUGGACCUGUUUCACUGAAAGUGAACCUGGAGUACAACCAAAACAGUGUCACUCUUCUGAUGGAAAAGUCUAUAACAGAAGAAUACUACCGUUGUAUCCCAUUCCAGGUUCCUGUCGUAACCGUGGAAUUGGUGGCAUUUAUUAAGAUUGAGAUUAAAGGAUUAAAAACAAUCCUAAACAAGGCAACAAAGAUCCUCAUCAUACCUCCAAAACACCUGACCAUCAUUCAGACGGACAAACCCAUCUACAAACCAGGACAAACAGUGAAGUUCCGCAUCGUCUCUCUGGACACCAAUUUCCUCACCUACGAUCAGAAGUUUCCGACAAUAGAAGUGCAGGACCCAAACUCAAACCGCAUUGGUCAGUGGCUGAAAGUCACCACAUACAGCGGUCUUGUGGAUUUGUCAUAUCCCAUAAACUCUGAGGCCACAAAAGGAUUUUAUGUCAUCACUGUCUGGGAUGAGAAAAACAAAAAGUUCACACAAACCUUUGAAGUCAAGGACUACGUUCUGCCAACAUUUGAAGUUACAGUAGAGCUUCCUCCAGUCUUAACCAUCCUGGACACGAAUGCCAUGCUGAAAGUGUGUGCAAAAUACACAUACGGGAAGCCGGUGAACGGGAUAGUGAAGUCCAGGGUUUGCCAUAACAGUUACAGAUACGGGCGGCUCCAGCAAGGGGUCACCAAACCACCUGACAUCUGCAAGAAUUAUAAAAUGAAGACUGACAAGAAGGGCUGUGUACUACACAUCUUAAAUCUGAAAGAAUAUGCAUUAACAGAUCCACGCUAUGACGCAUCAAUCAUAGCUCAGAGUGAAGUGGAAGAAGACGGCACUGGUGUGAUUCUGAAUGGUUCACGCAGCUCUCCUAUAACAUCUAAUAUUGUCACGCUUUCAUUUGAGGAUUCACCAACAACAUUUAAGCCUGGAAUGCCAUAUGAAGGAAAGAUUAAAGUGACCGGCCCAAACUCCAGUCCUAUGAAAAGAAAAGUAGUGUUUCUGACUGUAAGUAAGGCUAAUAAUAUAAAUUCAGUCCAGAAGCUGGUUACAAAUGACAAAGGCAUCGCAAAACUUUCCCUCGACACUGAACCAUGGGGUCUGGAGCAAGUCUCUCUUCAGGCCCAGUAUGAAACGACCAACAGACCAGAGGUAAAUGGGGGAAAUCAGCUCACACCAUACUACCCCACAGCCUACCUCUGGCUUCAGCCUUUCUACUCCAAGAGCCGGAGUUUUAUUAAAUUGAAGAGCUGUGCGAUGCCUGUGAGCUGCAAUAAAAACAGCAUCAUCAGGGCUCAGUACAUUAUACACCACAGCGCACUCAUGCCAAACCAGAAGACCUUAUCCUUCUUCUACAUGGUAAUGAAUAAAGGACAUUUGGUUCAACAAGGACAUAUCAUAGAAGCCAUCAACCCUGGAACAGAGCACAGGGGCAACCUGGUGGUGACUCUGCAGAAGACGCUAAAGUUGUCCCCGGUUGCUCAGGUGGUCAUGUACACAGUCCUUCCCAGUGGUGAGGCCUUGGCAGACAGCAAAAACAUCCCCAUUCAGCUGUGUUUGGCUAACAAGGUGUCUCUAAAGUUUUCACCGACUAUGGAACUUCCUGGUGGUCAGGUGUCACUGAUGCUGAGAGCGUCUCCAGGUUCGCUCUGUUCAGUGAAGGCAAUAGAUCAGAGUCUGCUGCUGCUGCAACCAGAGAAAGAGCUCAACAUCCAAUCUGUGUUCAACAUGCUUCCUGUCCAGAUGUUGUCAGGAUAUCCGUACAACAUCUAUGAUGAUGAUUCGAAUCCAUGCAGGGCGAUCCAACCCAUCAGGAAUAUUGAAUUCGCAGCACAAGCCUCAAAAUUGAUUGGUUUUUUUCCAAACACUGGAAAGGUGGAUGUGUACAACACCUUUAAAUACGUUGGAAUUAAAGUCCUCACCAAUGCAGAAGUAAAUAAACCUUCAGAUUGUUUUUUGCGGCGUGAUGCAGAAGACAAAGAAACCGCAUCAGUUGGCUCAAGUUCAAAUCAACUAGUCAUUACGAUCCGCAAAUAUUUCCCGGAAACAUGGAUUUGGGAUCUCGUUUCAAUCAGUCAGUCUGGAGCGAUGACCAUUAAUAAAACAGUCCCGGACUCCAUCACUACGUGGCAGGCUGGCGCAUUUUGUACAUCACCUGUCGGGUUCGGAGUCGCCCCAAAAACUGAACUCACUGCCUUCCAGCCAUUCUUUGUGAGUCUCACCAUGCCGAGCUCUGUCAUCCGAGGAGAAGUGUUCACACUCAAAGCCACUGUCUUCAACUACCUCCAAAGCUGUAUGAUGGUGAAGGUGACUUUGGCAAACUCACGACAAUUCUCAGCGCAAGUGUGUGUAGACUGCAGUUACACACAAUGUCUGUGUGCUGAUGAGAGCUGGACCUUCUCAUGGACCAUCACACCACUGGUUCUGGGGGAGGUGAGCAUCAACGUGACAGCGGAGGCCGUGCAGUCGUCAUCUCGGUGUGGAGAGAGUGAAGUUACUGUACCAGAGAAAGGACGCAUCGAUUCAGUCAUUAAAACACUGCUAGUGCAGGCUGAAGGAAUCAAACAGUAUAAAAGCUACAAUGAGCUUCUCUGCCCACCAGAAAGUGUAGUUAAGAAGAUGGUCUCACUAACCCUGCCCAAGGUAUUCGUGGAGGGUUCGGCCGUGGCUUCAGUCUCUGUGCUGGGAGAUCUGAUGGGCAGAGCUCUAAAGAACCUGGCGAGUCUCCUGGCGAUGCCGUACGGCUGUGGAGAGCAGAACAUGCUGCGCUUCGCCCCCAACAUCUUCAUCCUGCAGUAUCUGGAGAGCACCAACCAGCUCACACCUCAGAUCAGAAGCACAGCUGAGACCUACCUCAUAAGCGGAUAUCAGAGAGAGCUGACUUUCAAACAUACUGAUGGAUCUUACAGUGCUUUUGGGAUGAGCGAUGCAUCAGGCAACACAUGGCUGACGGCGUUCGUGAUGAAGUCUUUCGGGAAUGCGAAGCGAUACAUCUUUGUAGAUCAGGUGUUUGUGGAUCAGGCGAAGGCCUGGCUCGGUCAACGUCAGCAGGCUAACGGAUGCUUUGCCUCAGUGGGACAACUCUUCCACACCGACAUGAAGGGAGGAGUGAAUGAUGAGGUGACCCUCUCAGCUUACAUCACGGCUGCAAUGCUGGAGCUCAAUUACACAAUUACAGAUCCUGUGGUAAAAAAAGGUCUUAUGUGCCUGAGGAAUGCGUUCACUCAGGUGACCUCCAUCUACACCAAGGCUCUCCUCUUCUACACCUUCACACUAGCUGGAGAUCAGGGGAUGAGGAACACACUCAUCUCCAACCUGGAUGCAAAUGCCAUAAUUUCAGGGGGCGGGCGGCACUGGAGCAGAGUGAAUGAUCGGUCAGUGACGGACUCUUUAGAAGUGGAGAUGACCUCGUAUGUGCUCCUGGCUCUGAUGUCUGGACCCGAGCUGUCUGGGUUUGGUCUGGGUUACAGCAUCAGCAUCGUCCACUGGCUUUCUCAGCAACAGAACGCCUUCGGGGGCUUUGCGUCUACACAGGACACUGUUGUAGCUCUCCAGGCUCUGGCGAAAUACAGUUUCGCCACCUACAGUCCAGCAGGAACUGUUACUGUUACUAUAACAUCACCAUCAGGGCUGAUUACCACAUUUACCAUCACUCAGAGUAACAGGCUGCUGUAUCAGGAGAGACAGCUGAAGGAGGUUCCUGGAGAUUACAACAUCAAAGCAGAAGGACAAGGCUGUGUGUACGUGCAGUUCAAUCUGCGCUACAACAUCCCUCCUCCUCCUGACCGCUCUUCAUUCAUCAUCUCGGCCUCAGCAUCUGGAAACUGCAAAGUCCCAAAUCCAUCUCUGGAAUUGACCAUUACUGUCACAUAUAAGGGUCAGCGUUUGGAGACCAACAUGGUGGUCAUCGAUGUCAAGCCUCUUUCUGGAUUCAGGGUGGACGAGACGUCAGUGCAGCGUGUGAACAGCAAUUCAAAGUCAACUGACGGAGCAGUAAAACGUGUGGAUAAAAUUGAUGGCAGAGCAAUCAUCUACCUGAAUGGACUGGCAAAUGGAGAGGAGAAGGUGUACACCCUGAAGAUUGUGCAGGACCUUCCAGUGGAGAACCUGAAACCAGCUGUUGUGAAAGUUUACGACUACUACGAGACCAGUGAGAGUGCUGCUACUGCGUACACCUCUCCAUGUAAGAGUUUGGACAUGAACCCAGCAAGAGCCCAGCAAGAGCUUUUAUCUCCCAUUUGACUUAUUUUUAUGGGAAUUCACUGGGUAGCUUACAGUUAUCAACAUAUCAAAACCUUUCCAUUUCACAAAAGUUCAGUAAUUCAUUAAUUGAUUUUUGAUUUUCUGUUUGAUUUUACCCCCUUUCUUCUUGUUAUUAUGCUCAACUUCAAUUAUCAAGAUAUAUCUGUUGUUAAGAAAGAUGUCUAUUUCUCGCUAAUAUAUAAUCUACUCUAUAAAUCAAGACAAAAUGAUAAAAAUGUUGAUAAAAAUCAACCUCAGCCAAAUCAGUAAAAUAAUUUUGUUCUGAUGAACUUGGAAGAUGACAAAUUACCAAAAGUAAUUACACUUAUAAACUAAACAUGAUUUAAUUGCUUUCACUGAUCAAACAGCAUACUGUGAAUGUACCGUUUCCAGUGUAAAUCCUUAUAUUUUUCUUUAAGUGCUAUAUAUCAUCUUUAGAUUUUGUAAUGUUAGAACAAAGUUUUAAGUACUAAAACCUGUGUAAUCAUAUUUAGCUUCUCUGUAUUUGCUGAUUUUCUCCACAAGGUGGCAGGGUUUUAACUUCCCUGCAGCUUCACAAUUCAAAACCUUAUUCUUCUCAUUUCUGUCUUUGAAAUCUUAUCUGAAUCUCAUGAACAAGUUAAAUGCUGCAAAUGAUAAUGCCAAAUGG
Messenger RNA from Pangasianodon hypophthalmus (striped catfish), 5230 nucleotides. Its product is annotated as alpha-2-macroglobulin-like protein 1. The transcript is spliced from 38 exons. The record is from RefSeq and is a predicted model, not a curated record. Gene Ontology annotation, molecular function: endopeptidase inhibitor activity. Gene Ontology annotation, cellular component: extracellular region. Bases 1 to 4581 code for a protein of 1526 amino acids. Lineage: Eukaryota; Metazoa; Chordata; Actinopteri; Siluriformes; Pangasiidae.